Messenger RNA from Xiphias gladius (swordfish), 3183 nucleotides. Its product is annotated as E3 ubiquitin-protein ligase TRIM35-like. The record is from RefSeq and is a predicted model, not a curated record. The transcript has a single exon. The coding region runs from base 220 to 1623 and encodes 467 amino acids. NCBI's taxonomy places the organism in Eukaryota, Metazoa, Chordata, Actinopteri, Istiophoriformes, Xiphiidae. Gene Ontology annotation, molecular function: protein binding; zinc ion binding.
CACACUGAGAGACAGACGAUAAGCUUCACCUUCAAACCAAAACAACCACCUCCACUGAAAGAGGACAGCUGCAGGAGGGAACACUGGGAUACUGGAGAAGUGUAAAACCACACCAUGAACUGGAAGAGCCACAACUCAAAGUGAAAGUAAUUUUCAAGUAAAUUUCUAGACUGACUUCACUGUUUGUUUGCUGUGGUUUCACUUUCACUCAAGGACAAAAUGUCUUCCAGAUCAGACGAGGAUCUCUCUUGUCCUGUCUGCCAUGACAUCUUUAAAGAUCCUGUUGUUCUGUCGUGUAGCCACAGCUUCUGUAAAGACUGUGUGGAUAGAUGGUGGAGGGGGAAAAAAGUACGUGAGUGCCCGUGCUGUAAGAGAAGAUCAUCAAAGAGUGAUCCACCUCGUAACUUGGCUUUAAAGAAUCUGUGUGAGGCCUUCUUACUGGAGAGAGCUCAGAGAGGUUCUGUGGGGUCUGACUCUGUCUGCAGUCUGCACUCUGAAAAACUCAGACUCUUCUGUCUGGACCAUCAGGAGCCAGUGUGUCUCGUCUGCAGAGACUCAAAGAGACACACAAACCACAGAUUCAGACCAAUUGAUGAAGCUGCACAGGAUCACAGAGAGGAGCUCCAGAAAACCUUGAAGCCCCUACGAGAGAAACUGAAGCUCUUUGAAGAAGUUAAAGGAAACUGUGUUCAAACAGCAGAACACAUUAAGGUCCAGGCCCAACACACAGAGAGACAGAUUAAGGAGCAGUUUAAGAAGCUUCGCCAGUUCCUACAAGAGGAAGAGGAGGCCAGGAUCGCUGCUCUGAGGGAGGAAGAGGAGCUGAAGAGUCAGAUGAUGAAAGAGAAGAUUGAGGAUCUGAGCAGAGAGAUAGCAGCUCUUUCAGACACAACCAGAACCACAGAGGAGGAGCUGAGAGCUGAGGACGACUCUUUCCUGCAGAACUACAAGGCUACAGUGGAAAGAGUCCAGCAGCGCCCCCUGCUGGAUGAUCCACAGCUGGUCACAGGAGCGCUGAUAGACACGGCCAAACACCUGGGCAACCUUACUUUCAACAUCUGGAACAAGAUGAAGAAUAUGGUCUCUUACACUCCUGUGAUUCUGGAUCCAAACACUGCCGAUCCAGACCUCGCCGUGUCUGAAAGUCUGACCUGUGUGAGAUCUGGAGAACAACAACAGCUUCCGAAAAACCCGGAGAGGACCAAAUUCUCCUGCUCAAUUCUUGGCUCUGAAGGUAUCAACUCAGGGACUCACAGUUGGGAUGUUGACGUUGGAGAUAACAAGGACUGGGAACUGGGUGUGUUGGGAGAGUACAUUCAGAUAAAUGAACGCCUACAGCCUGGACUGUGGAGAAUUUUGUUCUCCUGCGGGAAAUUCACAGUGUUCUCCACAUCAGGUACAGAAAGCGAUCUGACACUGAACAAGAAGCCCCGGAGGAUCAGAGUUCAGCUGGACUUUGACAGAGGAAAGCUGUCCUUCCGUGAUCCUGAUACUAACACACACAUACAUACCUUCAAACACACUUUCACUGACACCCUUUUUCCAUACAUUUAUACUGAGAGUCGCCUCCCACUGAGGAUUUUACCAGUGAAGGUUUUUGUGAGGGUGAAAAAGCAAAGUUAGAGAAUAUCAUGAUUGGGUUGGGCAAUAUGACAAUAUCUGCUGUGAGAGGAAAUUUGUCAAUUGUCACAGCUUUUUGAUUACAUUUAACAAGCUUUUUUUUUUUAUUAAUAUCUUCAGUUUCAUUAGACAACUGUGGGCAAUGCUGGAUUUAAAGGAUUGAUAAUGAUUAAAUUGUUGAAAAUGAUGAUUUUGAACACAAUCGUUCUCAUUUCUCAUAAUAAUAUUUAUAGAGUAGUGAUGAUUAGGGAUGGUGUUCAAUAACAUUUCAUCAAGUCUGAAUACAGUCUCGAAUCUGCUUAUCAAAUCCAAACCCUUUCAAAUCUCUUACUGUUUGCUGUUUUCUUGAUGGGGAAUGAAGACAUCUUCAUUAAAAGUUAAAAAAUGUACUGUUUUUAUUUCACUCAGUGCAGCAACAAAACAAAUCAUCUGUUUUGUGAAUCAAAAGAUAUAACUUGAUAUUUAAGAAUCUAGUUUCUUCUAAUCACAUUAAUAACACAGGUAUUGAAACUGCGGUAAUUAAAUAUCACACCUAAACAAUGGAGACUCUCCUGUGCUGAAGGGUGUUCACCUCAUAUUUUAUCACUGCUCUGGGACAUUCAUUAACACUGUCCUGACUCAUCUUUCCUUUUGGUGCGAGGGAAAAUGGUGUUUGCACCUCACUGUGCUGCAGCUGCAGAAGCUAUAGAAGCUAACGUAAAAAAAAUAGUAAUUAUAAUAAUUAAUUCUACUUUAUCAAUCAGUGGAUAUCAACCAAAUAAAUCACAGAUGUUUUUCACAAUGCACUUAACAUUACCUGAAGGUGAUCUCUCUGAUGCACUGCUACAGGUCACAGAAUCAGACGGGUCAUAGAAUACAGUGUAACACCAGCCGUGAGCUGAGGUCAAGCACUCGUCCUUCUCAAGUUAUCAAAAAUGCCACAAGUUCUAGUUAGCUUUGUUGUGAGCACCCUCCCACAAAUAUUACAUUUUAUAGUUGUUUCCUUGACUUUGGCCAUCUGCCAUGUUUGUUGUUCACGACAGCAUUGCUGAGUUAUCACGCAUUACUUGUUUUUUGUUUUUUUUUACCAAUGCGUGUAGUGUCAGAGAAAGGGAACUAAACAGAGGAUGCGUAUGAAAGAUUUGAUAAGGGAUUUGCUAGCUGCGGAGCUUGAGAAAUCUGGAUACUUUGCCAACUUGAAAGUGGAUCCAAAAUGAAACCGGUUAUUGACACCCUCCCUCUGAUAAUGGUGACGAAGCGUUGAUGAUGUUUUUACAGAUACCCUGACACUGUAUCUUUACUUUCUUCGUGUGAUGUAAAUACUUUUGAAAAAGGAUGUUGGGACAGUAUGUUGUGGGACAAAACGCUGUGAGAGAUCAGUGGAAUACCUCUUAAUGAGAAAAACAGAGGUUUCAUUUGAUAGGAAAGGCAGUAGGGCAGUAAUACUUAAAAAAUUGUGUUAUGCUAUGUUAACAGUAUAAAUGUUGACAAAACUAAUGAAAUGAAAAUUACAAAUGAUUUUCUAUAGCAGAAACCAAUCAAACUUGUUGUGAAUUUUCUUGGAUUUUUUUUUGGAUUACUCUG